Molecule: messenger RNA, 2930 nt
Organism: Pipra filicauda (Wire-tailed manakin)
Lineage: Eukaryota; Metazoa; Chordata; Aves; Passeriformes; Pipridae
Product: homeobox protein Hox-A3-like
Exons: 2
Biological process (GO): central nervous system development; neuron differentiation; brain development
Molecular function (GO): DNA binding
Source: RefSeq, a predicted model, not a curated record
GCUGAGCCGGGAAGGGCGUCGGUGCCGCGGCACCGGCGCAAGGAAAGCGAGGAAGCUGCUUUUUGUAGGGGAGGAAAAGCUCAUCCAUCGGGAGCGAUUUGGCAAAGCCGCGGUGGCCGAGGGGGCUGUGAGGGAGAGCGGAGUGAGGGAGGAGGAGGAGCCGGAGCUGAGGGGGGACGAGGAGGGAGGCCGAGGCUGGAGGGGAAUUACUCAUGGAGCUGUCAAGGGCUGCGUCUGGCUGAGCUCAUCCACGUCCUCCGAGAGGGACUCGGGGCUGAGCAUGAUGGAGGGCUCCUGUCCCUGGGGGCCCAUCCUCGGGUUCCCAACUCUGGGCUCCUGUCCCGAGUCCCGUCCCUGGGGUCCCGUCCCUGGGGUCCCAUCCCUGGGGUCCCGUCCCUGGGGUCCCGUCCCUGGGAUCCCAUCCCCGGGGUCCCAUCCCCGGGGUCCCAUCCCUGGGGUCCCAUCCCCAGGCUUCCGUUCCCAAGAGUUCAGUUCCUGGGCUCUCCUCCCCAGGCGCCCUUCGCUGGGCUCCAGCCCCAGGGUCCCAGCCCCAGGCUCCCGUCCCGCUCCCUCCCGGCGCUGCAGGAAUUCCGCUCUCCCCGGGAGCGGCAGGCGGGGGCGGCUCUGCGCAGUUCCCCCGGCGGAGGAUGGAUCUCGCUUGGGCGUUUAUUUUAAUACGUCUCUCUCUCUUUCUCGUAUCUCUCACUCUCUCCUGGUUCUCGCCUCUCUCUCCCCGGCCCCCCCGCGCUCUCUUUCCGUCCGUGCCUUUCUGUCCCCCCUCCCUCCCCAUCCCGUCCUCCCGCUCCCCCCCCCCAAGGUCAAGGUCUGGUUCCAGAACCGCCGCACGAAGCAGAAGAAGGACCAGAGCAGGGACUCUGAGAAACGCUCCUCCACCACCUCCGAGUCCUUCGCCACCUGCAACAUCCUCCGGCUGCUGGAGCAGGGCCGGCUGCUGUCGGUGCCGGCCCCCCCCAGCCUCCUGUCCCCCGCCUCCAACCCCCUCGCCAGCCCCGCGGGCAACGGCUCCGGCCUGGCCACGCCGGGCCCCGCGUCCCCCGGGCUGGGCGGCGGGAGCAGCCCCCCGGCACCGGCGGCCUUCAGCCUGCAGGUCCCGUCUCUCGCCUCCUCGUCCUCCUCCUCCUCGCCGCGGCUGCCGGGGGGGCCGCUGUGCUUCGGGGGGCCGCUGCUGGGCAGCCUGCACGACCUGCCGGGCGCGUACGGACUGGGCACCUCCGCCUUCGAGCCUUACACGCGGCUGGAGAGGAAAGACAAUUCUAUACCCAGCAAGAAGCCGAGCCCUUAAAUCAAAACGAGUGUCAAAAGGUGUCCCCCCCCCCUCCGCCGUUCCCUGCGCCCCCCGCGCCCCCCGCACCCCGCGCCGGGGCCUCGUUGGGCUCGUGGGAUGCGGGAGAUGGUUCGUCCCGGUGGGAAUGGGCACGCGCGGGGGGGCCGCGCACGCCCGGCCCCCGCCCCAGGCACAGCGCUGGAGCCGUGGAUGUCACACGCGGGGGGUCCGCGGGGGUCCCGUGUCACCGGUGCCGCCCCGUCCCUCACCGACGCCGCUGGACCUGCCGCCGCACCCCCCUCCAGGUACCGCCCGCGGGCUGUGCCGGGACAGCGGCACCUCGGGGGGGGCCGGGGGGUCGCCGCUGCCCCGUGGGCUUUCGGUGCCUCUCACGGGUGGGACCGCGGAGCCCUGAUCCCCCUGGACUGUCCCCCCGGGGUCUGCGGCGUUGGGGUCACCCCGGGGGGCAGGAGGGCACCCCAAAAGGGAGAGCGCAGGGCGGCGCCGGGCUCUGGCCCCGCCCGGCCGGGGUGUCCCUGGACGAGGGUCGUGCCUCAGUUUCUCCACCCGCGAAGGGCUGCGUGUCCUGCCUGAGGUCUCCUCGCAGCAUCCCGGUGGCCGUGGGCUCCAGGUGCUGCUCCCGUGGGAUACUGGUCCUCCGAGGGCACACCGCCGGGUCCGGGGGGGUGGGUGAUGUCCCCAGCCCCCCCAGGGGUCCCUGUGAUCGGACCAAGACGCUGCCCCUACUCGUGGGACAUCCCCGGGCUCCUCCUCUGCUCGUGCAGAGCCAAAGCACCGCCCUGCACCCGCUUCGGUGCCGUCCCAGCCCGGCAAAUCCCUCACGGACCCCCUCCGACCUCCCCGAGGGGGCUGCGGGGAGCCGGGGACCGCCCACCGUCCUGAGCCCCCCCAAGGACACCCCCCGACGGGGACGUGGCAGAGUUGUGGACAGUUGUGACACUGGGAUCUGCCCCUCUGGGUCGGGUCUUUGCCACCGCCGGGAGCCCGAAGCCCCCCCGGACCCAGCGCGGGGUGCUGAGCGCUCGGCGCGGGUACCGUGGGGAGCCCCACCCUGAGCACGGGCCUCGCAACGCCCCCCACACCCCUCGAUCCCCCCCCCGGCAGCCCCAGGGUCCGUCCCAGAGAGGUGCUGAGCCCCCCGGGCGACCUCUUCCCGCCCGGCCCCUGAUCCCGGAGGCUUCCCGCGGGGCAGGAUCCGGCCUCGGGCGCGAUGUGGCUCCGUGGGGGCGCGAACCAGAGGGGCAUUGCGUGAGGUGGCCUUUGGGGACAGGGGCAGCGCGGCCCCCCCGGCCCCUGCUGGGGGAGGGCAGGUCCGUGGUGCCAGCACGGCCUUGGCAGGACGCUCCGAGGGGUCAUCGCUGUGACGGGAUCGGGGGGACGCCCUGAGCCCCCUCCCCAAGCCCAGGAGCUGCCAUGGGGGCUCACACCCCCCCACACUCCCCAAACCCGGGGGCCGCAGCCCCCUCCUGCCGCCCUUUAAUAGUUAACAACGAUAAUUAACACCGGGCGUCCCCCCGGGCCGCUGCUCCGCCGGGACCGCUCCCUCCCGGGGACGCAGCUCCCAGCCCGCGCGUUCCCGGGGGUUUGCAGGGAAAUAUUUAAAAUAAAUGAUUUUAUGAGAAGG